Mirounga angustirostris (Northern elephant seal) is the source of this 523-nucleotide messenger RNA. RefSeq names its product calcitonin. The record is from RefSeq and is a predicted model, not a curated record. Gene Ontology annotation, biological process: adenylate cyclase-activating G protein-coupled receptor signaling pathway; regulation of cytosolic calcium ion concentration. Gene Ontology annotation, molecular function: calcitonin receptor binding; hormone activity. Gene Ontology annotation, cellular component: extracellular region. NCBI's taxonomy places the organism in Eukaryota, Metazoa, Chordata, Mammalia, Carnivora, Phocidae. Bases 128 to 520 code for a protein of 130 amino acids. The transcript is spliced from 4 exons.
CCCUCCCACUAUCGCUGGAAUAAGAGACCAGAGCUCCGCGGGGAAGACGCCCGCAGCAGGCGUUGUGUCCAUCGGGGCGGACCGGCCGCUACAGCUGUCCAGAAACUCCAGGCUCCAGAGAGGCAUCAUGGGCUUCUGGAAGACCUCCCCCUUCUUGGCUUUCAGCAUCUUGGUCCUGUGCCAGGCAGGCAGCCUCCAGGCGGCACCAUUCAGGUCUGCUUUGGAGAGCCCCCCAGACCCCACGGCACUCAGUGAGAAGGAAGGCCGCCUCCUGCUGGCUGCUCUGGUGAAGGCCUUUGUGCAGACGAAGAGAAAUGAGCUGGAGCAGGAGCAGGAGGAGAUGGAGGGCUCCAGCCUGGACAGCUUCCGAGCUAAGCGGUGCAGUAAUCUGAGUACCUGUGUGCUGGGCACAUACUCGAAGGACCUCAACAACUUUCAUACCUUCUCUGGCAUCGGCUUCGGGGCUGAAACUCCUGGGAAGAAAAGGGACAUAGCCAGCGGCUUGGAGAGGGGCCGUUAACCG